Perognathus longimembris pacificus (Pacific pocket mouse) is the source of this 1497-nucleotide messenger RNA. It is a transcript of the gene Htatip2, whose product is annotated as HIV-1 Tat interactive protein 2. Gene Ontology annotation, cellular component: cytoplasm. Bases 72 to 899 code for a protein of 275 amino acids. The transcript has 6 exons. NCBI's taxonomy places the organism in Eukaryota, Metazoa, Chordata, Mammalia, Rodentia, Heteromyidae. Gene Ontology annotation, molecular function: oxidoreductase activity, acting on the aldehyde or oxo group of donors, NAD or NADP as acceptor; NAD binding. The record is from RefSeq and is a predicted model, not a curated record. Gene Ontology annotation, biological process: import into nucleus.
UGGGCUGUGCUCCCUUCCCGUCUCCCCCCACUGUCUCCCGGCGGGCGCAUCUGCUCAGGGGCGCCGUCCGCAUGCCCGGGCCUGCGGCGCUGAGCUGCGGGGUGGCCGCGCUGGUGGCUGGGAUCCUGCUGCUGCGGCUUGACCACGAGGGGCCCGAGGUUGGCCUUAGCAUGGCUGAGACCGAGGCGCUGCCGAAGCUUCGGGAAGACUUCAGGAUGCAAAAUAAAUCCGUCUUCAUUCUGGGUGCCAGCGGGGAAACCGGCAAAGUACUCUUAAAAGAACUCCUAGAACGGAGCCUGUUUGCCAGGGUCACGCUCAUAGGCCGGAGGAAGCUCACCUUCGAGGAGGAAGCUUAUAAAAACGUGAAUCAAGAAGUGGUGGACUUUGAAAAGCUGGAUGACUACACUUCUGCCUUUCAAGGUCAUGAUGUUGGAUUCUGUUGCCUGGGUACUACCAGAAAAAAGGCUGGAGCGGAGGGAUUUGUUCGCGUUGACCGAGAUUAUGUGCUGAAGUCUGCGGAGCUGGCAAAAGCAGGAGGGUGCAAACACUUCAACCUGCUGUCCUCCAGAGGAGCUGACAAGUCAAGCAAGUUUUUAUACUUACAAGUUAAGGGAGAAGUGGAAGCCAAGGUUGAAGAACUAAAAUUUGAUCGUUACACAAUAUUUAGGCCAGGAGUCCUGUUAUGUGAUAGACAAGAGUCUCGCCCCACAGAAUGGUUGGUUAGGAAAUUCUUUGGCGCCUUACCUGCCUCCUGGGCCAGUGAGCAUUCUAUACCUGUGGAGACCGUGGCUAAAGCAAUGCUGAACAACAUGGUGAGGCCAAGCGACAAGCAGAAGGAACUUCUGGAAAACAAGGCAAUCCAUGAUCUGGGGAAAGCGGAUGGCUCUCUCAAGCUGUGACCACACCAAAGAAAUGCUGUUUACUGCAAACCUCCACACUUGUUACCAAAUUGGUAACGUCCAGGUCUAGAAAGGAGUCUAUGUGCUCUACCUUUGUUAUUUUACUUUCUCAGCUUUGCAGAUGCAAUUGAGUCAGCACCCACUGCAUGGGUUUGUGGGUUGGUUUCGUCCCCUACUCACUCCCCCCCCCCCACUACCCAGCCUGUUCCUACAUGGAGAUCACUCAGGGAGCUUUUGAAAAAUAGGCAUUUGUACCUCAAGCCUUGUGAAUCAGAUGUUUUAGGGUGUGGACACUAUUGGGAAUCUGUAGUUUUCUUUGCACUACCCCUGGUGGUUUUGAUACCACUGGUGAGGAGGAAACCAGCUCAGAAACACAUGGCCGCAGUCAGAACUGCAGGAUAAUCCUGAUGCACCACACAGAUGAGCCCUGCUUGUACCUGUUGACAUUCCAGUCAAUGGUGUUACACAAAUGCUAACUCUGUGUAAAUGAACAUAGUGCCUUUAGUACUGUUUUAUAUUGUCAAAAUUUUGUAAUUCAUGGGGGAGAAGCAGAGGAAUAAAGACAAAUGGACAAAUCCUAGGUGCUGCUAAGAUUGUU